Messenger RNA from Cheilinus undulatus (humphead wrasse), 4585 nucleotides. It is a transcript of the gene dusp16, whose product is annotated as dual specificity phosphatase 16. The record is from RefSeq and is a predicted model, not a curated record. Gene Ontology annotation, biological process: protein dephosphorylation; negative regulation of MAPK cascade. Gene Ontology annotation, molecular function: protein tyrosine/threonine phosphatase activity; MAP kinase tyrosine/serine/threonine phosphatase activity. Gene Ontology annotation, cellular component: nucleus; cytoplasm. The transcript has 6 exons. The coding region runs from base 12 to 1991 and encodes 659 amino acids. Lineage: Eukaryota; Metazoa; Chordata; Actinopteri; Labriformes; Labridae.
AGUAGUCUGACAUGUCGGAGAAUCCUGCAGGACCAGGAUCAUGGUCCAGGUCAGGGGCGGUGAGGCCCAGGGCGGUGCGGGCGAUCGCAGCGGACGCUCUGGUGGCGCUGCUGGAGGGCGGUUUGGACCGGGUGGUGCUGAUCGACAGCCGACCGUUCGUGGACUACAACGCCUCGCACAUCCUGGAGGCGGUGAAUGUGAACUGCUCGAAGCUGAUGAAGAGGAGGCUGCAGCAGGACAAAGUUCAGAUCGCUGAGCUCUUGCAGCACUCGGCCAAGAAGAAGCUGGAGCUCGUUGGUGAUCAGGAGGUUGUCGUUUACGAUCAGAGUUCUUCAGACCCAGGUGCUCUCAGCCCUGAGUCGUUCCUCAGCGUCCUGCUGGUCAAACUCGAGAGGACCUUCCCCUCCGUGCAUCUGCUCUCAGGUGGGUUCUCGGAGUUCUCUCACCUGUUCCCUGGUCUCUGUGAGGGGAAGUCGUCUCUAGUCCCCACCUGUAUGUCUCAGCCCUGCCUGCCUGUCACCAACGUGGGCCCCACUCGCAUCCUUUCUCACCUGUACCUGGGCUGUCAGAGAGACGUCCUCAACAAGGAUCUGAUGCAGCAGAACGACAUCGCCUACGUCCUGAACGCCAGCAACACCUGUCCCAAACCUGACUUCAUCCCUGAGUCGCACUUUCUUCGAGUCCCUGUCAACGACUCGUUCUGUGAGAAGAUCCUGCCCUGGCUGGACCGAUCCGUGGAGUUCAUCGAGAAAGCUAAAGCCUCAAACGCUCGUGUCCUGGUCCACUGUCUGGCCGGGAUCUCCCGCUCUGCAACCAUCGCCAUCGCCUACAUAAUGAAGAGGAUGGACAUGAACCUGGACGAGGCGUACAGGUUUGUGAAGGAGAAGCGCCCAACCAUCUCUCCAAACUUUAACUUCCUGGGUCAGCUGCUCGACUUUGAGAAGAAGAUCAAAAGUCCAAAUGAAGAAAAACUCAAGUCGCUCCAUCCUGAGUCAGUGGAGCUCCCUGUUCUUUCUGACAACUCGGAGCCUGCAGCCAAUCGGGAGGCGGCUCCAUGUCCAGCCGAAGGUACAGGUAUGUCCAUGUUGGAGCCACUCACGCUGCCCUGUGUGUUGGCUGACGCCCCUGAAGAGCGUCUGCUGGUCCAGGCCUUAAGCAGUCUGACGCUGCCUGAUGGUCCAGAGGAAAACGCCCGUCUGAAGCGCUCUUUCUCUCUGGAUAUUAAGUCAUAUGGAGAGCCGGGCGGCGCCACUACUCACCGUGUCUUCGUGCCUCAUGGAGGAUCAGGAGACGGCGGUGAGUUCUACAAACCGUCAGGCUUCAAAGAGACGAGCAGUAAGCCAUGUCAGUUCUCACCAGUGGAGGAGGUUUCGGAGCAGUCCACACCAGAGCAGAGUCCUGACAAAGAGGAAGCAGACGGUCCCGAGCGAGUAGCUCAGCCGCUGCCUCCAUCAAAGUCCUCUUCAGGCUUCACCAAACCGCCGCCUGCUGCUCAAAGCUGCUCACAGCAGCUCCACCGCAGUGGCAGCAUGGAGGAGAACGCCACCAGCUUCCUGUUCGGUUUAUCGCGCAGCCAACAGCACCUCGCCAGACCAGGAUCCAGCGGCGCCCUGAAGGGGUGGCACUCUGACAUCCUGCUGGGCCCCGUUACCGUCUCCACUUCCUCUCUGACUGGAGGCUGGUACCUCUCCUCUGACUCCGCCCGCUUCUACUCUACUUCUGCUAUCCUGAGCGGCAGUGGUUUGGCAGCGUACGGCUGCAGCGCAGGGCUGGACGCGGUUCGGCGGCGUGGGCGCCAGAGGACAGGGGACCGCGGCGACUCGAGGAGGAGCUGGCACGAGGAGAGCAGCUUCGAGAAGCAGCUGAAGAGGCGGAGCUGUCAGAUGGAGUUUGGAGACGGACUGACGGACAGCAGGUCCAGGGAUGACCUGCGGCAGGCAGGCAGCCAAUCCAGCUUCUCCGGCAGCAUGGAGGUCAUCCAGGUGUCCUGAGACUGAAUCAGGGAUGCGCUGAGAGUUGGGAAUCUGACGUUUGGUCAGCUUAAAGUCAAGGAAAUGUACAGCUCCAAGGUGAGCUGAUACCUGGGUCAGAGGCACACCGUCAGCCUGAAUUAAAGACGAUAUUUUACUCUGGAAAUAAGUUAAAGUUGUGGUUGUGUUGUCCUGAAGGACUAGAAGGUGAUGCAUUCUGGGUCGUUGAUGAUAAGUUAACAGCGAUUUUUUUUAAAUGAAUCAGCCAUGAAGCAGGAGUUUUAGGGAUGAGCUUUGAUCACCUCAAAGAGUCCAGGAAGAGAGACGAGGACAGCUGCUUCUAAUUUUCUUAUAUUUUGGUUAAUAAGAUUAAAAAGUGCAGCUUAUCAGCAUCACAGGUACCGAAAGAAUCUGUGCACAUCUGUCCUCUGAUUUCACUCAGCAAGACACUUAAAAACAACUACAUCUUCCCCUUAAAUGUCAUAAUUAUUGUAAUGACAAAGCUAAAACAGCUCACUGAAAUAUGAGGGCAGAUUUUUAACAUUUAACUGUAACAGUCAUCCUCCAGAACAAAUCAGUGCACUGUGACUUAUUCAGACAGUGGACAGAAGCAUAAAGCCCUAAACACAUUGUAGCGUUGUGCCACCUUGAUUGCCAUCCCCAACACAAACUGCAUGGCAUGGUACUUCAUACCAGAGUCUAAAGCCCACUCUGGCAUCGCCUCCCCGCCUCACCGAGUAAGUGAAAAAGCAAUAUGAGCAGUGGUAUUUCACCACCGCCUGAGGCCUUCUGUUUAUUCUCCUCCUCCUUGAACAAAAGAUGGCGCUAAAUUUAUUUUUCUCUGCUCAAACAGCGCUGCUACUACGGCAGCUGAGGUGGCCAAAACAGCUCCUCUUUUCAGGAAAACACUCUGCCAGCCAUGCUGGAAUAGAGCAUUAGUGCCCCGGCGUGGGGCGUCCACAGGCGUCUGGCUGCUGUGGAUUUCAGUCAUAGAAAAUAAUGGGGGCAAUUAUUUUGACAUGACGGCGGCGGUGUGUUUUGGGCUUACAAGUGUAGUUGUGUCAACAAAGCUCAAGUGCAAACAGACAAAAAAUAAAGCAAUCUGAGCCAAAUGUAGAUCCUCCUAUCAGUCUCAUAUUCUAAGCUUGAUUUAUACAGCUGUGCUGUCUCUGAAAUACUCCACCUGAACACUAGAUGUCACUUCAGUGUCUGAGUUGGAGCUGAUAAAUAUUGAGCAUCAGUCAAUCAUAAUGCAUAUCAGAAAAGAGCAGAGAUGUUGAAGGAGAUGGAAAGUAUGGCUGCUGAAUCAGUUGAGGCAGAAGAGGAGGGAUUUUUGUGCUUGAUCAGUAAAUUAGAGAGACAUGCAUGUGGAAAUCCACUUUACAGAUGUCGACAUGUGGAUUUGAUAAAUUGGUUUGUCGCCUGCUGACUGAUUACAGGGCGUUUGGUCCACUGUUAAGCCCUGUAGGUACAUCGAAAACAAAGGUCAUUGUCAGGCUACAUGCAUUGUCUUAUUGGUAUAUAAUGUAAAUCAGGCUGAAGGCUCGCUACACAAUAGACAGUUUUUGGCUGACUAAGGGGUGAUGGUCUGUUCAAGGCAUGUUGCAAAUGAUUAUUUGUUCAUUUGCCAUCAAUGCAAAUAUUUUACUGCCCUCAGUUGAAUCAGAGCCUCCCUAUCUUUAAUCAUAAAUAUCAAAUGUGAUAUUUAUGAUUUCAGAUCAGAUUAUAUCCGAGGGAUUACCUGCAGCAGCCAGUGAGAGCUGCAGACUGGGAAGUGUCACCAAACAGCUGCUGCACAUUAUCAGAGGGGGGCAGUAAACUACUGCUGCUAUUCAAAGGACCAAUCACAGGGCUUGCAGUCUAUUGUUCUAAUGCAUGACAGGCAUCAGGCUACACACGAAGGCUUUAUUUGUAGGUGUAGGGCUAUGCAAGCUUAAGGCAUAUGCACAAGUAUAAAGCAGGCUUGAAUAUGUUGGCUGCAGCUCAUUCAAAGCAACUUUUACUUGAAAAACAGAGGAAUAGAAUAUGAAACAGGAUCUGAAAAUAAUGAUUCCAAGUUAGAUUAUGAUGAAAAAAACUUCAUACAAAGCAGUUAAAGGGAAAUCUUAAGGUUUUACCUCCUCUCAGGCCUAAUGUGAUGACAGCGGCGUUGUUUUUAUCAGACAGAAUUCUAGUUAUGGACCUGAAGGUAUGUGCACACCUGUGAUGCUGUUAGAGGAGUAGUCGUGAUGUGAAGGCGAGACGAGACGUGCUGCAGGAAGAACAAAGUUUCUGAUCAACUUUUCACGAUGGACUCCGAGCCUGUGAAUGUUUUUGAUUGGCUGCUCUUCAUCAGCCUCCAGACUCCAUGAUGAUGAUGAUGAUGAUGAUGAUGAUGAAGACUGGGACAGCUCCAGUCUAACUGUACCUCACAGAUCCAGACUUUAUUCUUAAUGAUUAUUGAAGGGUCUAGCCUGACCGUUUAGAGACUCUGUGAUGAAGAUGAGGAAACUGUGAUGUGGAUUAAAGAGGCUGGGACUCGGACAUGGACUCGUUUCAAUGAUAAAGACUCUCACUGGUGUUUGAUGCUGCACUGCAGAGGUGUGAAAGGAUCUGAUUAAAAAUAUAAAGAAAUC